AGGAGGGGGGGUGUCUGUUUUUACGUCUGGUUGCGUAGGAAAGAUCAUGGCCGACGGAGACUGAGAUUCCCCCCUUCUCUAAUAAAGCCCGGGAGAAAAAAUUGAAUAACCUAAAGGAUUCUCCACCUAACCAAUCUGUGGAUCCUCCCUCUGUUUCUCUGCAGAAGCUCUACCGUGCAUCUGCUUAGCUGGACCUGUGCACCAUACUUCCGUCUCCUUGGAUCAUGCGAAAACCUGGACAUCUAAGGGCGACUGACUGGAAGGAUGGCAGGAGACACGGACGACCGUCUGACACACACACACAUCAAGGUCACUUCAGUUGGGAAAAAUACCUUAAAGAAACUGGUUCCCAGCCAGCACCCCCUCACUGUUUCAGACAGUCAUGCUCGCCACCUUCCAAUGAUUACAAGAUUGGUAUGAAGUUAGAAGCCCAGGACCCAAGAAACACUACGUCAACCUGUAUUGCUUCUGUAGUUGGCCUCACAGGCGCUCGGAUUAGACUAAGACUGGAUGGCAGUGACAACAAGAAUGAUUUCUGGAGACUGGUGGACUCAUCAGAGAUCCAACCCAUUGGAACCUGUGAGAAGAACGGAGGCAUGUUACAGCCACCACUAGGUUUCCGACUUAAUGCCUCCUCAUGGCCCAUGUUCCUUCUGAAGACUCUAAAUGGAGCAGAGAUGGCACCUUCUAAAAUAUUUCACAAGGAACCUCCUUCUCCUGCACAGAACCACUUUGAGAUGGGGAUGAAGUUGGAGGCUGUGGACAGAAAGAACCCACAUUUUAUCUGCCCAGCUACCAUUGGGGAAGUGAGGGGUAGUGAGAUUCUUGUAACAUUUGAUGGCUGGAGAGGAGCUUUUGAUUACUGGUGCCGAUAUGACUCUCGUGAUAUCUUUCCUGUGGGAUGGUGCUCCCUAACUGGUGACAACCUGCAGCCACCUGGGACCAAAGUUGCCAUUCCAAAGAGCCCUCUGCCUGCUGCGGGUAUUGCCACUGCAAUGAUGCGGGGGCCCAAAAACCUGCUGCCUGUUGUUCCUGGACGCAGACGCAGAAAACCAGGAAGGAAGAAGGGUCAGCUGCCAAAGGCUCUUAUCCAUCAGCUGACAACUGCACCACCAAAAUUCAGAGAGCCUUUUCAUUUCCCCAAGAAGCGAGGUCCAAAACCAGGAAGCAAGAGGAAGCCUCGACUGUUGUUAAACCAAGUACCUACAUCUCCCACUAACAGUACCCCAGAGCCUGACACCAGUACAGUACCACAGGAUGCUGCCACUGUCCCAUGUGCAGCAAUGCAAGCUCCCACAGUUUGCAUUUACCUGAACAAGAAUGGGGAUUCAGGCCCACACCUAGACCGGAAAAAGGUCCAGCACCUCCCAGAUCAUUUUGGUCCAGCACGGGCUUCAGUCGUCUUGCAGCAGGCAGUUCAGGCUUGCAUAGACUGUGCACACCACCAGAAAACCGUGUUCAGCUUCCUGAAACAGGGACAUGGUGGAGAAGUGAUAUCCGCAGUGUUCGAGAGGGAACAACAUACUCUGAACCUUCCUGCAGUGAACAGUAUUGGUUAUGUUCUUCGAUUUCUGGAGAAGCUUUGCAGAAAUCUGAACUGUGAAAACUUAUUUGGAAAUCAGCCCUUCACACAGAACUCUCUACCGCCUUCUGGGUCGUAUGAUGAUCGGUAUCUAGCAGAAAGGGGUAACGCUGAGAACGGGGUCCAUGGGCCAGGAAGAGGCUCCAAGAGAUACCCACAUGAAGUACCUCCUUAUAAUGCCCCUUUAUGUCCAAAACUACCAAAGAAUGAUUGUCAUGUGUCAGAAGGGGAAACAUUCCUGUUGGAUGCUGGUCUCCCAGGGUCCAUGGAGCAACGUCUGGGCCCUACCAAUUCUCCCAAUAGUCCCAACCCUGGUAGAAUCUCCAGAAACUACCAUUCUCCAGCUCAACGCAGUCUUCAUCAGCAAAGCAGCCUUUCUCAAGGAACAGUGCGUAGGCUGAGCUCAGGUGAGUCAGAGCGGUUUCAAAAUGGUCGAGCAGGACCUCGUGACCCAUCGUCAUGGAACAUGGAGGAUGUCAUGCAGUUUGUCAGAGACGCUGAUCCACAGCUGGGAUCCCAUGCAGAUCUCUUCCGUAAACAUGAAAUUGACGGCAAGGCUUUGCUCCUCCUGAGAAGUGAUGUCAUGAUGAAGUACAUGGGGCUAAAGUUGGGACCUGCUCUUAAGCUUUCUCACCAUAUAGACAAAUUGAAGCAAGGGAAAUUCUGACCAACAUUUUGGUUACAUUUUUGCAUCCUCUAACUGUUCAUGUCUAGGACUCUGCUGCCCCAGCAGUCUAUUGGAGAAUCACCUUGUGAGGAAUGGGACUCAAAGCCCUGAAACCCCUUUUUUGGUGGGGUUACAAAAUGGUGACAAGAAGAACCGUUUCUAAAAUGAGAUCUUCCUCAAGCCCUGUGAACUUGUCCUUGGUAUUUCAAACUAGCGGGAAGAUGGGAGAUAAAGGCAUUACACUUAUGGGUGGGAUGUGCUCCCUAAUGUGCGCCCAAUAAAUCCUGACAAUACAUUUUUCUUAUCAUAUAUAGCACUGGCAGUGUACACCACGCUGUACAUAGUAGAGUAUAAUAGGCACAAUUAAUUACUGUCCAGAAAAAUUUGCAAUCUAAUGCUUUGUCAGAAUUAUUGGUGACCAUUAUAAGCCCUUAUACUUCAUAGACCAUUCUGCCCUCCCCAGUUUAAUAUUAUCUGACAGUCUGCUGUUUAUGUAAUAAAUCCAGCUAUACUGCCCACAUUCAUUGUUCUCAAAAUCCAUCUUACUUGCUGGUAUUUAUUGGGAAUGAGGCUGAUUUAUUUUGCAUAAAGAAAUUAUUCUGGAAUAUUAGUGCCACUGUACAAAUUUACAUUUUUUUUCUUUCACCUUUUAAACCAGAGAAAAAGUCUACUUUCUAUUUGGUUCAGAUAGAUAAAUUGUGGAAACCUAUAAAACAUCUUUCUAGAAAACCUGGCAACUGUUCAACAGAACUCAUCGCAUUUCUUGGUGAUUUUUUUUUUUUUUUACUCAAUCUGUUUAUUUCACAUAAAAUAUAUAGUGAAUGGUAUGCAGCAGUCAUGGAAAUAAUAUAUGCAUGAUUUGCUGCAAUCGCAAAACAACUGAA
This is a messenger RNA of Spea bombifrons (plains spadefoot toad), 3133 nucleotides long. It is a transcript of the gene SCMH1, whose product is annotated as Scm polycomb group protein homolog 1. NCBI's taxonomy places the organism in Eukaryota, Metazoa, Chordata, Amphibia, Anura, Pelobatidae. Gene Ontology annotation, cellular component: nucleus. Gene Ontology annotation, biological process: regulation of DNA-templated transcription. Gene Ontology annotation, molecular function: protein binding. The record is from RefSeq and is a predicted model, not a curated record. The coding region runs from base 225 to 2249 and encodes 674 amino acids. The transcript is spliced from 15 exons.